AUGGAGCACUCAACGCCCAUGUCCUGGCCGGAGCAACUCCAUGAAAAUCCUCUCAUUACGGCGGGGGAAGAUGAAUUCUCCAAUUUCCUCGAGUUCGACAUGCACUUCCCCGACCUGGAGGGGCACGGACCAGCACAUUCUCAAAUGCAAGACCAGCAACAUGUGAUGGGACACCCGCCGACCACCACUGCGCCCUCAACAAUGGCCCACGAUCCGCGAUCGAAUCCCUAUGCUGCCCCAAUGGAGGGUCUGGCAAUGGACUUUGGCCAGCAGGUCUCUGCGCCAUCGAGUAUGCCAUACUCAAAUCCUAGUAUGACUCCGGGAUUCUGCGCCCAAGAUUCUACCCACAUGUCGCAACAGCCGCAACACGGUCACCACUACAUGCAGGGUCAAACCAUGAUCCCGCCAACCCCGAACAGUAUGGAAUUACAUGGGAAUGCGGCCCGGUACUCGCAGCGCAUGGACGACAAUCCGGAGAUGUAUGAUCCUCGCUAUUCGCGCGUUGAAGACCAGGCAUUAUACACUCCUUUAAUUUCACCGGCGAUGACCCCAUUAGAGAGUCAAUUCCAAUUAGAUGGCUUUGCGGUUCCUGGAGAAUACAGCAUUACACCUCUCACCUCACCCGCUCUGGAAGCCCAGUCUCACCACACGAAUAAUGGCUUUUAUCAUUCAAGACAGGUCUCGGAUGCAGGAUUUGACCCCAAUAGCGCCGAGAUCAACCAUUUAUCAGGAAUAUCCGCCCCAGGGUCUCCCGGUAUCAUUCGCAAGACCAAUCGUCGACGCCCUUCAACUGCAGCCACUUCGCGUCUAUCAGGCCGAAACAAAGUCAAGCAAUCCCCUUCUAUUCGCGCACAGACUCAGCGCAGGUCAAAACAAACGCCCAAUUCGGAGGAGUUCUAUAAUAGUCUAUCCCAGGAAUUGAAUAAGCCACAGAAUCACGAUGUGCGAUCGCUCCAGGCGAGCAGCAAUGAAGGUUCUGGCCAAGAUUCAGUUUCACCGGAGCCAUUAUCAGAGCCCUUGAUGCUUCCCCCAGCACUUCCUUCGGCACGCAAGUCUCCUGCUAUUGCACCUCAACCGGCCCAGCUUCCGAGUGCGGCUGCCACCCCAGCGACACUGAUGCGCAUCCAACGGACACAGCAUGCACAAGACCCAUCAGGUCAAUUUAUGGGUCGAGCUCAACUGGAGUACCAUGAUGAGACAAUGGAGGAUAUUUCCUUGCCUGAAGCCGCUGCACCCUCGCAAUUACGCCCCAGGAUUAAUCGCAUCGAUACAAGCGUGCGCACCACUACAGCCAGUCCGGCCAUCUCUGCAAAUGCGACUCCUCUAUUGGAACCUCGCUCAUGUCCACCCAGCGGGUCUGUUGCGAUCAGUCCCCGCACGGCUGCCAUGCCAUCUCCUAGUGGGCCACUUCCCAAGAGGUCAGAUCCAUCUCGAUCUUCAAUUUCGAGCCGAAAGCGACAGAGCGUAUCCUCCACACAAGCAAGCCCACAGUUACGACCAAAAAUUAGCCCUAAUAUUCAACCACUGAUGCGCGGUAGUGAUAACUUCUCACAAGACGCACUUCUGGCAUCUAAAUCCAAUUACCAACACAUCCUCGAUGGCACUCUGCCCUCUGGAGUCUCAUACCCGGAAACAUUGGCAGAAAACCUGAGCUCCAAGCGUACCAAUCACAAAUUGGCCGAACAGGGCCGACGAAACCGCAUCAACAGCGCCCUAAAGGAAAUCGAAGCAUUGAUUCCCCAGGAGUUCGUCCAAGCUCGACUGGACAAGGAAGCUGCAAUCACAGGAAUUAAACCCGGGGACAAGGACAAGGACAAGACAGCCAACCAGGCAAUCAGUAAGGCCAGUGCGGUAGAAAUGGCUAUCGACUACAUCAAAGCCUUGAAACAGAACCUGGAUGACACUGCUACCAGAUUGGCUUUGACUGAGGCCAAGCUGGCAGGUUUCACCUUGGAUGAAGAGAAAACCACCCCGACUGCAACCUCCGAGCAGACUGCUUGCGAAGCCACCACUGGUUCCGAGACGGAAGAUAGAAGUUCGUAA
This is a messenger RNA of Penicillium angulare, 2043 nucleotides long. RefSeq names its product phosphate-sensing transcription factor PHO4. The record is from RefSeq and is a predicted model, not a curated record. The transcript is spliced from 3 exons. Bases 1 to 2043 code for a protein of 680 amino acids. NCBI's taxonomy places the organism in Eukaryota, Fungi, Ascomycota, Eurotiomycetes, Eurotiales, Aspergillaceae. Gene Ontology annotation, molecular function: protein dimerization activity.